AUGCGGUACGGCUGCUUAUGCAAGCGGGGUGGUGGAAGAAGUGAUGAAGCAUCAAAUGAAAUAUCGAAAAUUCCGUUAUCUAAUGAUACGAUUCGAAGAAGAAUUAUUGAUAUGUCAAUGGAUAUAGAAGAAAAUGUAAAUAAAAAUCUUAUAAAUACAAAUUUUGCACUACAAAUUGACGAGUCCACAGAUAUUAGUGGAAUUUGUACUGAUGGAGCACCUUCUAUGGUUGGAUCUGUUAAAGGUUUUAUUACAUUUGCAAAACAAAUUAAUAUAAAUAUAAUUCAUAUUCAUUCCUUCUUACAUCGUGAGGCACUUAUUGCUAAGACGUUACCACAAGAAUUAAAAGCUGUACUAGAUCAAACUAUAACCAUGGUUAAUUAUUGA
Molecule: messenger RNA, 387 nt
Organism: Melanaphis sacchari
Lineage: Eukaryota; Metazoa; Arthropoda; Insecta; Hemiptera; Aphididae
Product: zinc finger BED domain-containing protein 5-like
Exons: 3
Coding region: 1-387 (128 amino acids)
Source: RefSeq, a predicted model, not a curated record